Molecule: messenger RNA, 3149 nt
Organism: Monodelphis domestica (gray short-tailed opossum)
Lineage: Eukaryota; Metazoa; Chordata; Mammalia; Didelphimorphia; Didelphidae
Gene: SAAL1
Product: serum amyloid A like 1
Biological process (GO): positive regulation of synoviocyte proliferation
Cellular component (GO): nucleoplasm
Source: RefSeq, a predicted model, not a curated record
CGCUAGAGGGCGCUGUAGCGGGCGGCCUGGGGGCAGGCGGCACGGGGCCGCCUCUCUCUCCAGCCCCCGCGCCAGUUCCUUGCCUCUUCCUCCUUCUACGGUUUAGGUUCGGGUUGCUGCCACCGCCGCCCCCGUCGCCGCCAAGCCAUGGACCGGAACCCUUCGCCUCCAUGGAGAGAGUUGGAGGCUGAGGCCGAAACCGAGGCCGAGGGCGCAAGGGGAGACGCCAUUGGGGCCACGAUCUACAGCAAGCACUGGCUCUUCGGCGUCCUCAGCAGCCUCAUCCAGCUUAUUAACCCUGAGAAAGCCAAAGCAGAUGACCAGGAAGAGGAACCGACAGAAUUGGAUGAAGAAUUGGAGAAUGAAAUUUGCAGAGUGUGGGACAUGUCCAUGGAUAAGGAUGUAGCUUUAUUUCUCUAUGAAUUUAAUGCUCCAGACAUAUUUAUGGGAGUGUUGGCCAAGACCAAGUGUCCUCGACUAAUGGAAAUUUGCGUGGGAAUUUUGGGUAAUAUGGCCUGUUUCCAGGAGAUAUGUGUAUCUAUCAGUAAUGAUAAAAAUAUUGGACAGACAUUGUUGCACUGCUUAUAUGAUUUGGAUCCUCCUACUCUGCUGGAAAUAAGCAGGUUAUUGCUAACAUGCCUUUCUCAGCCACAAGUGGCCAAUGUUUGGGUUGAAAGGAUACGGGAAAAUCCAGCAGUCUAUGAUAGCAUUUGUUUCAUCAUGUCAAGUUCAACAAAUGUUGACUUGCUGGUGAAAGUGGGUGAAGUGGUUGACAAGCUCUUUGACUUAGAUGAGAAGCUAAUGGUGGAAUGGAUUAGAAAUGGUACUGAUGAGGUCCUAGACCAGUCCUCUGAAGAUCUGGAAGAGAAACCCCCACUGAAGAUUGUCCCCUGUGUUCUUGAAGCUGCUAAACAAAUUCGUUCAGAUAACCCAGUAGGACUGGAUGUUUAUAUGCAUAUCUUACAACUACUUACCACUGUGGAUGAUGGAAUUCAAGCAAUUGUUCAGCUCCCUGAUGCUGGAAGAGAUACUUGGAAUUUUCUUUCUGAUCUGGCCUGCCAUGAAUUCUGUCAGCCUGAUGAUCCACCAAUCAUACUUCAGGAACAGAAAACAGUGCUGGCAUCCAUCUUCUCAGUGUUAUCUGCUGUAUAUGUGUCACAGGCUGAACAGGAGUAUAUAAAGAUGGAAAAAAAUCUGCCUCUAAUUGGCAGCUUGAUUCGGGUCUUGCACAACAUGGAGGACUGUCAGCAAAGAUCCGUGAACUUAGAUUCUAACACAGAAGAAACUGAAAAGUCAGAAGUAACUGAGGACGAUUUCCACUUGACAGUCUUGAAGGAUGUUUCGUGUGAAUUACUUUCUAAUGUUUUUCAGGAUUUGACAAAGGAGAAUAUCAUUCAGGCACUAAAGGAAGACCAUCUAAACAAGCAGAAGUGUUUUUGUGCAUUUAAAAACCUUCUUCCCUUGUACUGCUCUGUGGUAGAAGACUUCCUUAAAGUCCUUUGUGAUGUUGACAAGCUGCUAGCAGAUGACCUGGAGAAGGAUUUACCAAGUUUGAAGGCACAGACCAAAAACUAGAACAGAACAGCCCAUUCUUAAGGAAAAGACUGUUUCUUUCUAGACUAAAAAAUGUGAUGAGCUGCAACUUCCACAAAACAUUGCUGACCUUCUGGAACUUGUAAAUGGCAACAGAGGAAGAUGACUUGUGGAAGUAGGCUAGGGAACCUCAUGGAAUGUGACUGCCCUACAUUUCUCCUCUUUGUAUAUUGUGUUCACAAGUAUAAACAUUAUUGACUGCGUUGGUUUGUCAGCUUCAGUGGAAGCAAAUCGAGCUAGUAUUAAGGUGUAGACUGGGAAUGCUUCAUAGAACUUGAACCUAAAUUUUUUGGCAGAAUUUAAAAAUUAAUUUGUUUAUGUAAUUAUGUCAGUGAUCAGGGUAUUUAAAAACCUUGGAAGAAGAAGUAAAAUGCAUUAGAAUUUGAUUUUAGAUGGAUUUGUUAACAGGGCCAACAUUCAACAGUAUUGUGUCUGGGAAAGUAGAAAUGUUGCCCUGGCUGAGUGAGCACAAUUACUUAUGGAAAUCCCUUUUUGCAACUUAAUUGCAGGAGCAGUUCAUAAAAUAAUUGGUUUCAAAUCACUGAACUGUUUUUGAGUAAUUCCUCUAAGCUCCUCUGACUGGAUUACAAUGGAACUCAUGACUUUUUGCUCAUCAGACUUUGGCAAUGCUCUCUAUGUUUUUUGUCAACUGUGACCAUUUUCACUGGACUGGAAUAUCAGAAUUCUACUAUCCCUGGCUUCUAUCAUUUCCACAAACUUAAAAUGGAGAAUUAACAGAAAAGUUUGGUUUUUGUUCAUUAUAGACUCCAAAGUCAUGCCCAGCAGAUUUUGGUAGUAUUUCCUUGUUCGUGUCAUGUCUUUUUUUGGCUUGCAAAUGCUAAUUUAGAACAUAUUUUUGCCUUUCAUGGCAAAGCUUUCCCACACAGCAAAUGAAAAAGUAAUUGAGUUAGCCAUGUGGAAGUAAAUGGCUUUUCUGUUGUUGAAAUGAGAUUUUAUACAUGUUUUUGCAUAGUUUCUGGAUCUCUUUAUUUUUCACAAGGAUAUUUGUAUAUAAAAUUACAUAUGCAAUUACUGAAGCCACAACUGAUAGAUUUCUUUUGUAUUUUUGUUCAUGGGUUUGGUGCUGACUUUAAUAUAAAUAGAGCAGGUGGCUGAAAUAAUCCCACACAAUCAGAGAAAAAAGGCCAUGCCUAUAUAUACACAGGUGGUACAUUUCAACCUGGUGCUAGAAAUUCUCCUGUUAGAUAUGAUUGUCUUUUACCUGCCUGUGUACUGUUAAAAUACUCCUUGGAAGGGCAAUGAUUAUUAGACAUAAAAGUGAACUUUACAUCCUCUCAUAAAAAGGAGUUUUCAUUGGGGUAAAAAAACUUUUAACAAACACUCUGGUCACCUAAGGGUAAGAGAAUACCCCUGAUGGAUCAAUUUCAAAGGUAGAUGGGAGCAGUGGAGUUCUGUCUACUCAGUUUUCACAGUCUUCCAUGACAUGUUUUUCCUUGUUCAAAUGAGGUCUUAUAAUGCUGUAUAGAUGCUAUAUUAUAUUUUGAUAUAGUUAAAAACUUUACCCCAAAACUAAAUAAAAAUUAAGUGUAAAUUGA